Molecule: messenger RNA, 951 nt
Organism: Octodon degus (degu)
Lineage: Eukaryota; Metazoa; Chordata; Mammalia; Rodentia; Octodontidae
Product: putative olfactory receptor 52P1
Exons: 1
Coding region: 1-951 (316 amino acids)
Biological process (GO): G protein-coupled receptor signaling pathway
Cellular component (GO): membrane
Molecular function (GO): olfactory receptor activity; G protein-coupled receptor activity
Source: RefSeq, a predicted model, not a curated record
AUGGAAGACAAUGUUACACAUCACAUUUCAUCUAUCUACCUCGUUGGCAUUCCUGGCUUGCAGAAAUUUCACUGCUGGAUCGGCAUUCCUGUCUGCUUCCUGUUUGUGCUGACCCUGCUGGGGAACAGCAUAAUCACUGUGACCAUCAAGCUAGAGCCAAGCCUUCAUCAGCCUAUGUAUUUCUUCCUGUCCAUGCUGGCAGUGAAUGACAUGGCACUUUCCUCCUCCACAGCCAUCAAGAUGCUUGGCAUCUUCUGGCUUGAUGCCCACUGGAUUGACUUUGAUGUCUGCCUCACACAAAUGUAUUUCAUCCACACACUCUGCAUUAUCGAGUCUGCCCUUCUAGUUGCUAUGGCCUUCGAUCGCUAUGCAGCUAUCUGCACUCCAUUGCACUAUACAACUAUCCUGACAACAUCAAUGGUCAUUAAAAUGGGUGUAGGUGGUGUCAGCCGAGCUAUACUUAUGGUUUUGCCCUGUCCACUUCUCAUUAAGAGGUUGCCGUACCAUACAAAGUGUAUCAUCAACCACACUUACUGUGAGCACAUGGCUGUGGUGAAGUUGGCCAGUGACAACACCUCCAUUAACAGAGCAUACGGAAUCUCUGUAGCCCUGUCCGUGAUGGUAUUGGACCUAAGCCUCAUAGCCACAUCGUAUAUCAAAAUCCUCCAGGCAGUCUUCAGGCUGUCUUCCCAGAAUGCCCGCUCGAAAGCCCUGGGCACGUGUGGUGCCCAUGUGUGCACUAUUCUUGUCUCCUACACCCCUGCACUGUUUAGCUUCCUAACUCACCGCAUUGGCAAGAAGGUGCCUCCAAGCGUGCAUAUAAUCUUCGCGAGCGUGUAUCUUCUGGUGCCCCCCUCGGUCAACCCCCUGGUAUAUGGUGUCAAGACCAAGCAGAUUCGUGACCGAGUGCUAGGUCUUUUUUUCCCAAACAAGAAGGUUUCUGAGAAAUAA